AUGUCGUCCUCGUCGACCACCGCCUGUUCGAGAUCGCCUUCACCGUCACCAGCGACACCAGAUUCGUCAGACACGCUCGAACCAGUUGUCACUCAGGAGGAGCUCGUGGCUUGGUGUAAUUCACUAUCGUCCGGCUUUCUCGUCGGAGAUGAAGCGCAGUUCCUCGACAACGACAAGAGGGAGCAAGGACAAAUCCUGGACUUAGAGGACUUGUUGCAAGUCACUGCGUAUGAGGACUCUCCCCCGCCCGCUCAGGAGUACAAGUUCCCGUCCCCCGAUUCUGCUGCUCUUUCUGGUGCAUCGUCGCCAUCGUCUCUCGAAAUCUCCGAUUUACUUGCGCGCCCGCGUGGCUCGGGCUCAAUGAAGCCGAUCCCUCCCCCACCUUCGCAACCUCGCAGAGAUCCCUCCAUCGUUGCACAGCGUGUGGUCUAUCCGUCGAAGGACUCAUGCUACAAUCUUCCUAUCCUGAUCCCCAGCAUCCCCGAAGGCGGUACCAAAUCUCGGGUUGAGACCCAGGUGCGAUUGACCGUCGACUUAGCUCAUGCGAGCGCGUCUUCAGGAGAGCCCUUCAAGUAUGACCGAGUAGGAAGUUGGAAGUGGCUCAGAUUGCCCAAGGGCACCUCCACCAAGAGGAGAACGCGUAAGGAGGGCAAAGUCGAAACACAAGUAGACGACACACUCUAUCUUACGGCCGAAGUGACGUGUGCAUCUUCUCCUCAUACUCCUGUGACCUGCUGCGCGAGUUGUCAAACGCGAGAGGCAAAGAGAGUUGCGAGAAAAAUUGCAGCGCGUGUCAGGCCCGCUCGUUCUGAUUCAGACUCUCCGGAUGAGGCUAGGACCAUCCCUGGGCGAGGCAAACACGAAGAUACCUCAAAUCUCCUCCAAUUCAACUGCCCUGAAGUAAUGGAUUUCUCCACUGGUUCGGUGGUCCUUCCUCUGCGUAUCACUUGCUACUGCCGUCACCAUCGGGAGAAGGUGGGGUUCAACGUGCACUUCUCUAUGUUGGACCGCACGGGACGCAUCGUGGGGACAGGAACAACCAGGCCAAUCAUGAUCACCGACGACCACAAGAGCACAGGCGUCAAUUCCAAGUCGGCCACUCUGUUGGGUGGUUUCGAAAGGUCGCAGAUUGACCGGUCUUCCAGGGUUGCAGGCGACUCAGAGAAGCGACCUACGAAGCGGAAGAUUCGUGAAGGAUCCGACCGCACCAAGAAGCGGACUAAGCCUUACGAUGUUGGCCGCAGUGCUGGCCGAGGUUCCCAAAACACCAGCGAUGGCAGUCUGGAUUCACCUAAAACACCUAGUUCUACCUUCGUGAGCAGACCAACGUCCCCUCUGCACUCUCUUGCGUCAAGUGUGCUCUCGCAGCCGGGCCCGAGCAGACAACUCACGUCAAGUCGUUUGGAUCACAGUCGUACUCACUCAGCCUCCACGGCUGUUGAGCCAGUAUUCGAUAUUUCUCAGUCUGUCGGACAGCUGUCGUCAACAAGGUUCGAUCCGGAUAUCAGUCUACCUUCACAAAUUAGUGUCCAGAGCGUCUCGCUUGAUCAAUUGGCAAACUCGUUUUUACCUACCACUCCUUCCUCGCCGAUUCCAUUGGCCCUUAAUCCAGUCCAGACUUUGAACGUCCCUCGACCGCCGUCAAUGUCAUUUACACUAUUUAAGCAUGACCCUCCUCCAUCAAUUUCGAGUCUUCCUCCCCCAAGGAUACACCGUCUGAUUCCGUCGUCUGGUCCUACGUACGGUGGAAUCGAAGUGACUGUGCUAGGCGCCAAUUUCCAUACUUCUAUGCAGUUAAACUGUGUCUUUGGUGGUUCACCAGCGAGUUCGACCCAACGCUGGAGUGACAACACCUUGGUGUGUCUACUGCCACCCAGUACGAACCCGGGUGUUGUUCCGGUCUGGUUCGAUGGCAUACCGAAAGAGGAGAACGGUACUCCUGCUUGCCUGUUUGCAUACACCGAUGAGACCGAUAGAGCAUUGAUGGAACUAGCUCUGCAAGUGGUAGGGCUGAAGAUGACCGGCAAGAUUGAGGAUGCUCGGAAUGUCGCCAUGCGUAUUGUGAGCAACACGGACUCGAACGACUCCGGAAGCGGCAUAGCAGCAAGUGAUGCCAUGCAGCUUGCUAAUGAUAGUGCCACGCGAUCUCUCGAUAUUCGUCGUGUUCUCCUUAGCCGUGCUGGUGACAACGGCGACUUUGAAUCACUCAUCUUGGAUUUCCUCUCCAUCCUUGAUGUUCCCGUGCCUGUACAAACAGCUUCGCUUUCGUCUUCCAUCUCCCACCAGUCUGGAAGUGGGCAGACUCUGCUUCAUCUGGCAACCUUCUUGAACUUCCCGACCCUCGUAUCCUUCUUAGUAUCUCACGAGAUCGACGUCGAUGCUCGUGAUAGGAAUGGUUGCACCGCUCUGUGCCUAGCAGCCAUCGUGAAAUCGACUCAAUGCGCUAAGAUUCUCACUGACGCCGGUGCAUCCUUUGAUAUUGUCAAUGCGUGGGGUAAGACACCAGCGCAGAUUGCACCGUCCGGCUUCUUCGACUUUGUAUCAUCCGAGAGUGGCCACACCGACCAAGGUUGCGAUGCUGAUGACAGUCUUGACGAUGAAUCGGCCUGGGGGGAUGUGGAGGACCACACCGAUGACGAAGUGGAGGUCAAGCAGGUAAGACGUCAUCAUCCUCGCAAGUUCCUCCACCGGAUGCGCAAAACUAUACAUCCUCCUGCUGAGUCUGACAAGGACACGGAGCAACGUCCCGCAGCUACGCAGAAGUCAGAGGAGAAGAAGGAGCUGAAGCUUCAAGACGAGAAGCAGGCCGUCGCUCCAUUCAUGGAGACUUUAUUCCGUACCUUGGCUCAGUUGCAGCACCCCCAAGGAAUGAUCCCAAAUAUGCCAAACCUACCGCCUCUUCACUUACCUCAAAUUCGUGGUAUCCCGGGUAUUCCGGCGUGGAAUGCUCUUUCCCAAAUGCCUGCUGUCUUCCCAGUAUUUGUACCGAUCCCUGCCUUGUCGGCUAUUUUUGGCGAAAAGCGCGCUGGGGAAGUGCAGUCGGAAGGAACUCCAGGCACCAAUGGUCAAGCAUGGUUGGGUAUGCUUACUGUUCAGGAUUGGCGAGCGAUCUGGGAAAAGUGGAUGACGCAAGUCUCCAUGUCAGCGAAGGAAACCACGGAGUUUCCGCCUCCUGCAUAUACACCGAGGUCUGAAGGAACCGAUGCUACCGCAGUCGAAGUACGCGAAGACGAUUUACCCUCUGUGGGUGCUUCGUCCGCAACCGCCGACAGAGUCGUUGCUCGCCAUGUUGGAUACAAUGAAGACAUGCCUAUACCUGAACAGGAAGUUAACGCUUAUGCGUAUAGACCAGCGCGUAAGCCCUCCCGUAGGUCGCAGAAGAAGAGUGACCGUAUGCUUGUGCUGUUCUGGAUUCCAAUUCUUCUCAUUGGUGUUGCGUGGGCUUUCCUGCACUUCGCGCGCGUUGCUUUUCAUGCUACGAGGGCAGUCGUCGGCUAUAAAGCCGGACUGCGGGUAUGA
Sparassis crispa is the source of this 3519-nucleotide messenger RNA. RefSeq lists its product as hypothetical. The coding region runs from base 1 to 3519 and encodes 1172 amino acids. Gene Ontology annotation, molecular function: transcription coregulator activity; protein binding; double-stranded DNA binding. The record is from RefSeq and is a predicted model, not a curated record. Gene Ontology annotation, biological process: regulation of transcription by RNA polymerase II. Gene Ontology annotation, cellular component: nucleus. The transcript has 8 exons. NCBI's taxonomy places the organism in Eukaryota, Fungi, Basidiomycota, Agaricomycetes, Polyporales, Sparassidaceae.